GGCUGCGCUCCAUGCUAGGGUUCCUGUGGGGAAGAUGCUGGAUCGGACCGCCGGUUUCUCGUCAGGCUCCAAACUGUUCGUCGGAGGCCUGUCAUACGACACCAACGAAGUUGCUCUCAAGGACGCGUUCUCUCAGCACGGCGAUGUUAUCCAAGUCAAAGUGAUGUGCCAUCCCGUGACCGGGCAAUCAAAAGGGUACGGUUUCGUCAAGUUCUCCUCGGAAAAAGAAGCAGCUGCGGCAUUGGAGAAGAUGAGCGACGAGGUGCUCGAUGGGAAGAACAUACGGGUGCAUUUCGCAAACAGUGGAUGACCUGCUACUGCUGCUACAGAUGAGCAAGGUACUUAUCCGGUCUUUGUUUGUUGUGUUCAGAAUUUGUAAUGUUAGAUGGCGCCCUGGACAUGUACCUUUGUAUGAUCACCAGUACAUAUUUCAAGCUCAGUCUUACGACCAACGUCAAAUAGACCAGUCUUCUGAUUUUUUAGCUUGACAUUGCCUGUAUCAUUCUGAUUUUUGAUUACUGAAAACCAGAGGAACACCUGACUGGUUAGCUAUUUCUCUUCGACUAAGACAGGAAGUUAAUUCAUUGUUUUUCUAAUUUUAGGUCCACAUUAGCGCUGGUUUGGGAACAAUUUCUGCUCUCAUCUUAAAACUUGAAUAUGGCAAGUCCGAUGGAAACCAGCUAUCCAUCCAGAAGCGUAUUAUGUAUGUUGUGGCAAGCAUGGCAUGUUAUUUCCAUCCAGAAUGCCAAUGGGUCUGUAAACUAGAGCUUAUUUUUGGGAGUUUUAUUUUAAAGGCAGCUGUAAAAUUUGAGCUUAAUUUGGGAAAAUUUACCGACAUGAGAGUUGCAUUUCUUCAAACACACAUGAUUCACUACGGAACAUCUCAUAUUUAGCUCAAUGAGCCAGGCAUAUAGCACAAGGGAGCUGUUAAAGGAAUUCCUUAUUUAUCUGGACUACUUAUUUCAAGGCUUAAGAAUUUAUAUGAGCAGUAGCUCAACUAGUGUAGGCAUAACAUGUUAACUGGUCAGAACUCUGAAUUAAUUACUGGUUACCAGAGCUAGAUUUACCAGGCAUCUGUUUUAAUUCGAACACCCGAAGGACGGAUUCCAUGUUUCAUUUGGCAUGGAACACACAACUAUGAGGAACAAUAUCGUACAUUGGGUAUAUGACAUUAAUAGGUAAAUGAGGAAAUAACUGAGAGCAAUAUGCUUCUGGGCUCUGGCAGACACGAGACGAAAUUCGUUUCUAACAGGCUAUGGUGUUGUGUAACUGCACUGUUGUACUAGAGCUAUAUAUAUGGAUCAAACAAUCACUCAUAGAAAAAGUCCUCAAAUAAUUUAUAUUACAUUUUUUUUGUUAUCUCAAAAAGUAUAUCACUGUCAUUGAACAAGACAGGAUGUGCAGAGUGAGCCCCUGGCUGUGAGGACAUGACAACCGACGAUAUGUAUCUGGAAUGGAAAGCACAGUUCAAAAUGGAAAGGCAUUUCGUGUGAAGCUUCUGAGGGAAGCGCACAUCUGAACCUUCAUUCGAGGUUGCCUGCUCACUCUGGAAUUUAUGCUUUUCCUACAGCUAGCUGUCUCAUGUAAAUGCAUCAGGAAGAAAUGCCGUGCUGCUAGCUAGCCAUGUUCAAACCGAGAUUGUUUCAAGGCUAACCUUGCACCACCCACAUAUAUGUACAUAUAUGUUGGGCUGUAUAUGUGUGAAUCUGGCCCACAUGGCCCAUGUAAACCAGUAUAUGUAUUGUAUAGACUAGAGAGGAAGAGAGUUAUCCAGAAAUUUCCCAAACCCACCACACUUCAUGGUGUCAGAGCACAGGCGGGAGGCGAUGCUGGGUUCUGUAGGUCGCCGGCGGUGAAUCGGCAGCGUGGGGCGGAGCUCCGGGCACCCAGGGUGGUUGUUGGCGCGCGUGUGCUGCGCGGGGCACUGGAGGCGGGACCGGCGGCGGUAGAGGCGCGCCUGGAGAGGGCCGGCGGGCGCGGCUGCGUGCGAGCGCGCGGGCUGCCUGCGGAGCGCCUGGAGGGGAUUGGAGGCUACAGGCGGCACUGCUCUCUCCCGUGAAGAGGUGCGCGCGCGCGAAGUGCUCCUGGUGCCGCGGGUGCUACUGUGUGUGGCAGAGGGCAGAGGAAGGAGGCGGCUGCGCCAGGGGAGAGGCCAAGUACUGGCUGGUUUGCUGCUUGUGCGGCUGGCUUGCUGCUGCUGGAGAAAGACUGAGAACAGUCUGCAGUUGCUGCUGCUUGCUGUUGGUGCGGCAGAGGGUGCUCUUUGCACUGCUGCUGCUUGUGGCUGCUGUGUGCUGGAACUGCUGUUGUUUGCAGAGGAGAAGGAGGAAGAUGCUGUUGUUGCUGCUUGCAAGUGCUGCUGCUGACUCUGUUGCUGCUGGUGGUGUACUACAGUGGAGUUAGCAGAGAAGAGGAGGUAAGAGCUCCUGGAUUGAUUUGGUGCUGCUGUGUGAGGGGCUGCUAGAUAGCGUACUGAGGAAGAAGGAAAGUUCUUGCCUGCUGUGAUUGAGGCAAGACAUGGGAGAAAAUCAGGGACUCGAGAAGGCAAUUGAAAAAUUGGCUGAGCUCCUAACAGCCAAGGUAGGAGCUGCAGCAUCUCUAAAUAAUGCAAUUGUUCCUCACAUUGAGCCAAUUCAGAAAAUUGACUUGAUGCCAAAUGAAAUUAAGAUGGAAGGUGUUAAGAAUUAUUUGAGCUGGUCAAGAAGGGCGCUACUCAUCUUGAGGACUAAAGGGCUUGAGGGCUUUGUCAGUGGUGAGGCAGAGGAGCCGGGAGACAAGAAAACUUCAGAAUGGAGGACAUGGAGCAGUACCAACUCUUUGAUAGUGGCAUGGUUGUUGAACUCCUUGUCUCCAACCAUUGCCGCAACUGUUGAGACUAUCUCAACUGCUACUGAGGUAUGGAAAACCCUCUCAAAACUGUACUCAGGUGAAGGGAAUGUGAUGUUAAUAGCUGAAACAGAGGAGAGAGUUGGUGAACUCAGACAAGGGGAAAAUUCUGUGAUGGAGUAUGUUGCUGAACUGCAGCGUUUGUGGGCUGAUUUAGAUCACUAUGAUCCUCUGGAUUUGCCACAUGCAGAUUGCAUAGCAGCUGCUAGAAAAUGGAUUGAACGCAGACGAGUGAUGCAGUUUCUCAAAGGAUUGAACUCUGAAUUUGAGGCGAGACGUGCUACUUUAUUUCAUCAACCUACUCUACCUGCCUUAGAGGAUGCCAUAGCAGCAAUGGCACAGGAGGAGGUCCGAUUAAAGUUGAUGAAGAACAAUACAACGACUCCAUCUCAUCCAGCCUUCAUAGCAACCGACUAUAAGAGCAGAGAGUGCUUCAACUGCGGUGAGAAGGGUCAUUUGAUUCGUUCUUGCACGGCUCCACGUAGGAACAUGCGUGGAAGGGGGAGAGGAUAUAACCGAGGUGGAUUAAGGGGAGGCCGAGGCCGGGGAUACUCUGGUGGUCAAAGGGCAAAUGUGGCAGUCUCAGAAGAAGGAUCCUCACUCGCAACCCAAGAAGAAUCAAAGAAAAGAACAGAAAGCACAGGUGAUAAGGAUCAUGAGGAUUUUAGUUACGGCAACUUUGCUCACUUUGUAUCUACAGAUGAAGGAGAGGCAAACGGGGAAGAGGCUUGGGACUGGAACCAGGCGUAAUGGGCUAUGGUACAUGGAUCGCGGGGUGCCAAAUAAUGCGGUGUCUACGAUGUUAGCAACAAUGAUGGGAGAAAAGGAAACAAAGGUAAUGCUUCACCAUUGUAGAAUGGGACAUAUGUCUUUUGAGAAGAUGAGUAAAGUCUUUCCCGAUGUAAUGUGUGGGGUGGAUAAGAACAAGCUUGUGUGUGAUGCAUGUGAGUUUGCUAAACACACAAGGACAUCUUAUGUGAGUAAGGGUCUUAGGAGUAUUUCCCCUUUUAUGCUUGUUCACUCAGAUGUGUGGACAUGUCCUGUUAUCUCUCUAAGUGGAAUGAAGUACUUUGUUACAUUCA
This is a messenger RNA of Triticum aestivum (bread wheat), 3968 nucleotides long. Its product is annotated as glycine-rich RNA-binding protein 2, mitochondrial. The record is from RefSeq and is a predicted model, not a curated record. Lineage: Eukaryota; Viridiplantae; Streptophyta; Magnoliopsida; Poales; Poaceae. Bases 35 to 310 code for a protein of 91 amino acids. The transcript is spliced from 5 exons. Gene Ontology annotation, molecular function: RNA binding; zinc ion binding.